Molecule: messenger RNA, 774 nt
Organism: Candidula unifasciata
Lineage: Eukaryota; Metazoa; Mollusca; Gastropoda; Stylommatophora; Geomitridae
Source: the annotation of a GenBank genome assembly
AUGUCUCAUUCUGCUGGGCGGACACAUCUGAUUGAGGGAAUCGGCAAUGAAGUCCUUGUGGGGCUCGGGGGACUUUUAGGGGGCCUUGUCGGAAUGCUGAUCUUUGUAAAUCAGAGGCGCAGACAGGGGAUUCAUCCAGAUAACUUUGCCAAUGUUGCCUCUACAAGAGAAAUGCUCCAGCAUGAAUCAGAGGGGGGUCGAAACAGCCAAAGCCCUAGAGCAAGCCAGCGUAAUAGUGGAGAACUCACGUGUCCUAUUUGUCUGGGAACAGCCGUUUUUGCUGUGGAAACAAACUGUGGCCAUAUUUAUUGCGGGCGCUGCAUAAUCACUUACUGGCAACACCAGUCAAUUCUGGGGCCUGUUAGGUGUCCUUCUUGUAGAACACAGGUGUCUUUGCUGCUGCUAAACUUCACCUCACAAGAACACGCGGCAGAAUCAGAGGAGAGGCAAGAUGUUAUAGACAAAAUCAACCAGUACAACCGGAGGUUCUCAGGGGCACCUCGAACAAUUCAAGAAUACUUCCAGGACCUGCCAACUUUGCUACGACAUGCCUUUCAUGAAUUCUUCAGCCUUGGUGGAUUGAUGUGGAUGUUUAGGUUUCGGAUUGGUAUUUUGGUCCUUGCAGCUUUCUUGUACUUAAUCUCCCCGCUGGACAUUCUGCCUGAGGGUGCCUUAGGAAUCGUGGGGUUUCUAGAUGAUAUUUUUAUAAUUUUUCUUGUGGCGAUUUAUAUAAGCAUUAUCUAUAGGCAGGUUGUUGCUUCAAGAGGGACAUAA